This is a messenger RNA of Penicilliopsis zonata CBS 506.65, 1392 nucleotides long. RefSeq lists its product as hypothetical. Lineage: Eukaryota; Fungi; Ascomycota; Eurotiomycetes; Eurotiales; Aspergillaceae. The record is from RefSeq and is a predicted model, not a curated record. Gene Ontology annotation, cellular component: spliceosomal complex. The coding region runs from base 96 to 1085 and encodes 329 amino acids. The transcript is spliced from 3 exons. Gene Ontology annotation, biological process: mRNA splicing, via spliceosome.
CACGUCAAUCAAUCUAAUAAUCCACUGUCCGCUACCACCACCACUUUCAUUCUCUUCAGACUACACAUCCACUGUUGCAGUUGAUUCAUAUGAACAUGGACACUGAUAUUCAAGUAUCAACAAAACCGCUGUUUCGACCUGUGAAGAGACGCAAGUUCAUGCGACGGCGUGAAGAUGAGUCUGAUAAUAUCGAAGAUGAUUUGACCGCCACCGAAGAUUCCCAUCGAAUGCAAUCUCACUAUCCUCUAAUAACUGACCAAUCUUCUUCGAAUGCCCAUAUGAAUUCGCUACGUCGGCCCUUUAGAGCUCGAAAGGGUGGGAUCGAGUUCUCCACGGAAGCGCGACAGGUUGCAGACUCCGUUUCUACAAGAGGGACUGGCGCAGAAGAUCCAGAGAGUGUCAGGUUACGAGCCAUGUCUGACCGGUUUACAGGACAUACUGGGCAGAGGGUUGAUGUGGAUAAGCAUAUGAUGGCAUUUAUAGAUUCUGAGAUGGCCAAGCGACAGCGCAAUAGUCCUAGUGAACCUCCAGUUACAGAUGCCGCUCCUCCAGUGGUGCAAGUUGCUAGUGAACAAUUGCCAUCGGCUUUUGUUCCCCGCGAACCAGCAUCCAUCGGCAAACUGCAUGAAAUUGACCUGGGCGAGGAGACCAAGCUCCAGAAUAUCGUCAGGACGGAGGCUGCAGCGCGACGGCUUGCCGGAAACGGUGUUCCCGGAGCAGCAGAAGAAGGGGUAGCUCGCUCAGGGAAACAUGGGAAGUCAUGGCGUGACCGCAGACGACGAAACAGUGAAGAUAUUGAGCGGGACAAGCUCGUGGAGGAGGUUCUCCGCGAAAGUAAAUUGGACGUCUACAAUGAGCCAGAGGAGGAAGAGCCGCUUGAUGACCAGGCAGCGGACGAUCGGAUCGCCGAGCAGUUUCGGCGAGACUUCCUAGAUGCAAUCCAAUCUCGUCGUCGCGUUGCGCGUGCGAAAGCGGCCUCCAAAGCCCCGACCAAGACGGAUGCCCCUCGUGGGCCGAAACUCGGUGGCAGCCGAAGCGCCCGGGCUGCCAUGCGAGAGUCGCAGGAGAAGGCCGGUCAGAAAUGAUUGUGGGGAGUUAUUCCAUAAGGUAUGCCAUGUGUUCGGCACAUGGUGUUUUGAUACAAUUCCAAUAGAUAUAAGGUGGAUCGGUAAGAUGAGAACAGGUUCCACAUGGUACGUCUAAUAUGCAUGUAAUUAUAGUCAUAACUCUAUAGGAGUAUGGAGUAGGAAGAAAAAGAUGGUCAAUAAUAUAUAUAAACAUGUAUAUAUUUGAUGAUUAUCUAGCAGGAGAAGACAGCGAUGCAAGUACAACGUGGCAAGCGUCCUAUCUCCCUUGGCCGAUUCCAAAGACUCGACAACCCGCUAGCCAUAG